This is a messenger RNA of Sporisorium graminicola, 807 nucleotides long. RefSeq lists its product as uncharacterized. Gene Ontology annotation, biological process: mitochondrion organization. The transcript has a single exon. Gene Ontology annotation, cellular component: membrane; mitochondrion. The record is from RefSeq and is a predicted model, not a curated record. Bases 1 to 807 code for a protein of 268 amino acids. NCBI's taxonomy places the organism in Eukaryota, Fungi, Basidiomycota, Ustilaginomycetes, Ustilaginales, Ustilaginaceae.
AUGUCCAACUUGGCGGCUCGAUUUGCCGUCCCACUGGGACUCGGCGUCAUGGCGCUCCAGGCUUCGCUUUACGACGUUCCAGGAGGAUACCGUGCGGUCAUGUUUGACCGCUUCCAGGGUGUCAAGGACAUCGCUACGGGCGAGGGCACGCACGUCCUCGUGCCUUGGCUCCAAAAGGCCAUUCUGUACGAUGUCAGGAUCAAGCCUCGCAACAUCUCGACCACCACGGGCUCCAAGGAUCUUCAGAUGGUCUCGUUGACGCUGCGUGUACUCAGCCGUCCCGACAUCCAGCACCUGCCCAAGAUUUACCAGUCGCUCGGCGCCGACUACGACGAGCGUGUUCUUCCUUCCAUUGGUAAUGAAGUGCUCAAGGCUACCGUCGCACAAUUUGACGCUGCCGAGCUCAUCACACAGCGAGAGGUCGUCUCGGCACGAAUCCGCGAGGACCUGCUGAAGCGUGCCAAAGAGUUCAACAUUGUUCUCGAGGAUGUUUCCAUUACCCACAUGACAUUCGGCCAAGAGUUCACCAAGGCGGUCGAGCAGAAGCAGAUCGCGCAGCAGGAUGCAGAGCGAGCCAAGUUCAUCGUCGAAAAGGCCGAGCAGGAGCGACAAGCUUCGGUCAUCCGUGCAGAAGGCGAGGCCGAGGCGGCACUGACCAUCUCGAGGGCGUUGGAGAAGGCCGGCGACGGUCUGUUGACGAUCCGAAGAAUCGAGGCGUCCAAGGACAUUGCGGCGACCCUGAGCGGCGCCAAGAAUGUCACUUACCUCCCACGCGGUCAGGGCAUGCUGCUCAACAUGCAAACCUGA